Molecule: messenger RNA, 618 nt
Organism: Paramecium tetraurelia
Lineage: Eukaryota; Ciliophora; Oligohymenophorea; Peniculida; Parameciidae
Exons: 4
Biological process (GO): regulation of exocytosis; protein secretion
Molecular function (GO): GTPase activity; GTP binding
Source: RefSeq, a predicted model, not a curated record
AUGAGUUUGUAAUAGGAAUAUGAUUACCUUUUCAAGAUACUUUUGAUUGGAAACUCAGCUGUAGGAAAAUCGUCUUUGUUACUUCGAUUUGCUGACAAUGUGUUCAAUGAAAGUUUUUUGCCUACAAUUGGUGUAGAUUUCAAGAUUCGUACUUUUGAUUUGAAUGGGAAGACAGUAAAGUUGUAGAUUUGGGACACUGCAGGAUAAGAAAGAUUCAAAACAAUAACAAAUUCUUAUUACAAAGGAGCUCAUGGAAUUAUAUUGGUUUACGAUGUGACUGAUAAGUAAUCAUUCAAGGAUGUGGAAAAUUGGUUAGCAGAGGUGGAAAAGUACGCAAAUGAAAAUGUUGUAAGAGUACUUGUGGGCAAUAAGGUUGAUUUAGAAAGUAAGAGAGAAGUAACAUCUGAAGAAGGAAAAGAACUUGCAGAUUCUUUGAAUAUCCGUUUUAUAGAAACAUCUGCAAAGAACUCAUCAAAUGUGGAGAAAGCUUUUAUUACUCUAGCAAAUGAAAUCAAAGCAAAAGUAGCAAAGAGCAGUGAAGCUAUCCCAGUAAAAACAGGACCUCGCAUCACUCCUGAUCAAUAAUAGAAUACGGUCAAAGAUACUGGAUGCUGUUGA